AUGUCAAAGGCACCGCUUCUUCUGCGUUCGGCGCCAGGAUUUGGGACAGGAUCAUACGGGGCAGUGCCCGUGGGGGCAUCUGCAGACACCAGCGAUGAGGAAGACAAUGAGGAGGCCAGGCAAAUGGCCAAGCGAAGGUCAGGCUUAAGAAAUGCUGCAAGCUCGGGGACAUUGUCUGGGAGGUCAAUUCGAUCCCGUACCUCUCGUCGAAAGUCCUCCAAUGCCAGGAGGCAAUCCGUGGAGGAGGUUGCUGGGUUGGAAGGCAGAUUUGGACUUGGAGGCAUACCCAUACCCAAUGCAGAUGACUCGAGCUCUGCAGAACAUGUGUCCGAAGACGCCAUCCUCGAAGGUGAAUCCGCUGCCGACGACGAAGAUCCUCCAGACAACUCUCCAUAUCCAGAAGUCCGAGCUUCAGUAUCUGCCAUUGAUAACACAAGCCUCUCCAUAAAUACGCCUCGAAUGUGGACAUUGUCCCUGUUAUUUGCAAUACUCGGAUCCUCUACGAAUCUUUUUUUCUCUUUACGAUACCCGAGCGUUUCUAUUACACCAGUCAUUGCAUUGUUACUUGUUCAUCCACUUGGAUUGAUCUGGGAUCAGCUACUCAAACGACGUGACGAUCCCAAAGAAGAAUUUAUAGACGGAAGUCGACGGCCCUCGAUAGAUUCGAAUCAUGAGCAUAAUCUACCAAAGCCCACUGGAUGGAGACGUUUCCGGUUGUGGUUAUCACAAGGGAGAUGGAAUGAGAAGGAGCAUAGCUGUGUGUAUAUCAGCAGCAACGUCUCCUUCGGCUUUGCAUUUGCAACAGAUGUCAUUGUCGAACAGACCCAUUUCUACAAGCAAGAAGUCAGCAUCACGUACCAGCUACUUCUUAUUCUCUCAACACAGAUCCUGGGCUAUGCUUUUGCUGGUUUGGCACGACGGUUUCUUGUCAGACCUGGAGGAAUGAUUUGGCCUCAGACAUUGAUGUCUGCUGCAAUGUUUACCACAUUGCACAAGGAGGAGAACACCAUAGCCAAUGGGUGGAAGAUGACAAGAUGGAGAUUCUUCUUCGUGGUUUGGCUGUCAGCAUUCCUAUUCUACUUCCUUCCUGGACUUCUUUUCCCGGCCCUCAGUUACUUCAGCGUGAUCACAUGGUUCGCUCCAAAGAAUGUGGUGGUCGCAAAUCUCUUCGGUGUUGCAUCUGGACUCGGUCUCUUCCCAGUGACAUUUGAUUGGGCUCAAAUAGCCUACAUUGGCUCUCCUCUCUUGACCCCUUUCUGGGCAGCGAUGAAUGUGGUUGGAGGCCUCGUCAUUGUCAUGUGGAUCAUUGCACCCGUCGCGUAUUACAAGAACUUGUUCUUCUCUUCAUACAUGCCCAUCUUAUCUUCAGCGGUCUUCGACAAUACCGGAAAUAUCUACGACGUCAGCAAGAUUCUUACAUCAGACUUCCUCUUCGACAGAGACGCUUAUCACAAAUACAGUCGAGUUUAUCUACCCAUCACUUAUGUCCUCAGCUACGGUCUGCAAUUCGCUGCCCUAGCAUCUCUGCUGACGCACACUGCUUGCUGGCAUGGGUCGGAUAUUUGGACGCAAUGGAAAAGGUCUUUGAAGGAAGUUGAUGGAGAAACGAAGACUUACGAGCCUCUCCAGGGAGCAACUCAACAUGUCCCUGCUGGGACCCGAAAACGCAGACUUGACCGAACAAACUCCGGUGUUGACAAUAUUAUCAGCCAGGAAGAUGUUCACAAUCGACUGAUGAAGCGAUAUAAAGAUGCUCCACUAAGCUGGUACCUUGCAACAUUUGUGAUAAUGCUGGCUGUGGGCAUCUUUGUAGUGGAAUACUACCCAGUUCAUCUUCCCUGGUAUGGAUUGAUCCUGGCGCUCGGCAUUUGCACAAUACUCUUCAUUCCAAUCGGCAUCGUCAUGGCAAUCACGAAUCAGCACAGCAGCAUCUACCUCAUUUGCCAACUUGUCUGCGGUGCCGUCUUCCCAGGUAGGCCGGUCGCCAACAUGGUCUUCGUCACAUACGGCUACAUCUCCUCGGCGCAAGGAAUCAAGUUCUCAGCUGAUCUGAAACUCGGCCAUUACAUGAAGAUACCACCACGAACCCUCUUCUCCGUCCAAAUGGUAGCCACAGUUGUCUCUUCCAUCACCCAAAUCCUUGUCUUGAACUGGAUGUUCGCCAAUGUUCCAAAUAUCUGCACCCCACAGGCAAUCAAUGGAUUCGUCUGUCCCCUCGCUCGUGUCCACUUCAAUGGCAGCAUCCUUUGGGGCGUUGUUGGCCCAAAACAAUUCUUUGGUCCGAACGCCACAUACCAUAUCCUGGUCUGGUGUUUCCCAUUCGGAGCUGUUGCCCCCGUCAUCCUCUGGCUCUACGCUCGAAACAGAAAGAAGAACAUCGUUCGCAAGAUCAACCUCCCCGUCUUAUUUGGAAGUCUGAGCUGGAUUCCACCAGCGACUGGACUCAACUUCUCCGUCUGGGCUCUUGUCUGCUACAUCUUCAACUAUGUUGUCAAGAAGAGGGCAACUGCUUGGUGGGCAAAAUACACGAUGACUUUGAGUGCAGCAUUGGAUUCCGGGCUGGCUUUCGGACUGGUAGUGGUAUUCUUUGGGUUCGUGUACCCAGGAUGGAUGGAGGGCUUUAAGUGGUGGGGAACGGAAAUCUACAAGCUGGGAUGUGACUGGAAUGCUUGUCCGUACAAAGUUGUGCCGGCAGGAGAACACUUUGGUCCAGAUAACUGGUGA
Molecule: messenger RNA, 2724 nt
Organism: Hyaloscypha bicolor E
Lineage: Eukaryota; Fungi; Ascomycota; Leotiomycetes; Helotiales; Hyaloscyphaceae
Product: OPT-domain-containing protein
Exons: 2
Coding region: 1-2724 (907 amino acids)
Biological process (GO): transmembrane transport
Molecular function (GO): oligopeptide transmembrane transporter activity
Source: RefSeq, a predicted model, not a curated record